AUGAGGAGCCCGCGAGAACUCGCGGACCGCUCAAAAUACUGCCGAUUCCAUCGGCAGCAUGGGCACGACACCGAGCAGUGUCGUGAGCUAAAACGGCAGAUCGAGGAGCUCAUCCGCCGAGGGCAUCUCGGCCACUACCUUCUGUCGAACAGGGAGCCAUCACCUCACCCCGGGGGCCCCAUCGAGAGACACAUUGAUGUAAUCGCUGGCGGCCCCGCAUCAGGAGGGGGCUCCAUGUCAGGGAGGAAGGCGUACGCCCGAGCCGCUCCUGAUGUGACCCCUAGGCACGGGCCCGAGCCCGAAAUCACCUUCCUGAUCGGGGUCUCCAGGCAGCCCGAGCACGACGACGCCCUCGUAAUAUCAGCAAGGGUGGCCAACGCGCAGGUGAAGAGGAUUAUGGUCGACACGGGAAGUUCAGCCGACAUACUCUACUUUGACGCCUUCCAGAAGCUCGGCUUAGCCAAGGAAAGCAUGCGCCCAAUGGGUUAA
This is a messenger RNA of Musa acuminata AAA Group (dessert banana), 489 nucleotides long. RefSeq lists its product as uncharacterized. The record is from RefSeq and is a predicted model, not a curated record. The transcript has a single exon. NCBI's taxonomy places the organism in Eukaryota, Viridiplantae, Streptophyta, Magnoliopsida, Zingiberales, Musaceae. Bases 1 to 489 code for a protein of 162 amino acids.